Hyaena hyaena (striped hyena) is the source of this 1795-nucleotide messenger RNA. It is a transcript of the gene DOC2A, whose product is annotated as double C2 domain alpha. Lineage: Eukaryota; Metazoa; Chordata; Mammalia; Carnivora; Hyaenidae. The transcript has 11 exons. The record is from RefSeq and is a predicted model, not a curated record. Gene Ontology annotation, cellular component: membrane. The coding region runs from base 177 to 1382 and encodes 401 amino acids.
UCCUCCUCGCACUUUCUCCUGCUCUCCCUCCCUCCCUUUCGGCUCUCACCACCGGACUCCGCGCUCUUCUCGCUGGCCGCCCCGGGAAUCGCCGGCCGCCACCGCCCAGCCGGUACCCGCCAUCCCCCCAGUGCUUGGGCACCUGUUGGAGGCAGAGACACAGCCAACGGUGCUGCAUGAGGGGCCGCAGGGGCGACCGCAUGACCAUUAACAUCCAGGAGCACAUGGCCAUCAACGUGUGCCCCGGGCCCAUCCGGCCCAUCCGGCAGAUCUCUGACUACUUCCCCCGCCGGGGACCAGGACCUGAAGGCGGGAGCAGGGAUUUCAGGGAGGCCCCUGCUCGCCUGGCCCCCCUGGCCCUGGCCCCCCCUGCAGCCCUCCUUGGGGCCACCACACCCGAGGAGGGAGCCGAGGUGGACAGCUACGAUUCGGAUGAUACCACCGCCCUGGGCAUGCUGGAGUUUGACCUUCUCUACGACCAGGCCUCCUGCACCCUGCACUGUAGUAUCCUCAGGGCCAAGGGCCUCAAGCCCAUGGAUUUUAAUGGCCUGGCCGACCCCUACGUCAAGCUGCACCUGCUGCCUGGAGCCUGCAAGGCCAACAAGCUAAAAACUAAGACUCAGAGGAACACGCUGAAUCCUGUGUGGAAUGAGGACCUGACGUACAGUGGGAUCACGGACGAUGACAUCACCCACAAGGUGCUCAGGAUCUCCGUGUGUGACGAGGACAAGCUGAGCCACAAUGAGUUCAUUGGGGAGAUCAGAGUACCCCUCCGCCGCCUCAAGCCUUCACAGAAGAAACAUUUUAACAUCUGCCUUGAGCGCCAGGUCCCGCUGGCUUCACCCUCCUCCAUGUCAGCGGCGCUGAGGGGCAUCUCCUGUUACCUGAAGGAGCUGGAGCAGGCAGAGCAGGGCCCUGGGCUGCUGGAGGAGCGUGGGCGCAUCCUGCUGAGUCUCAGCUACAGCUCGCGGCGCCGGGGGCUUCUGGUGGGCAUCGUGCGCUGUGCCCACUUGGCCGCCAUGGACGUCAACGGCUACUCCGACCCCUACGUCAAGACGUACCUGAGGCCGGACGUGGAUAAAAAAUCCAAGCAUAAAACGUGUGUGAAGAAGAAGACUCUCAAUCCGGAAUUUAAUGAAGACUUCUUCUAUGAGAUGGAGCUCUCCGCUCUGGCCACCAAGACGCUGGAAGUCACAGUCUGGGACUAUGACAUCGGCAAAUCCAACGACUUCAUCGGUGGUGUGUCGCUGGGGCCCGGGGCCCGGGGCGAGGCCCGGAAGCACUGGAGUGACUGUCUGCAGCAGCCGGACGCAGCCCUGGAACGCUGGCACACCCUGACCAGCGAGCUGCCCCCCGCGGCCGGGGCUCUGCCCUCGGCCUGAGCGGGACACCACCACCUGCCCAGCACGCCCUCCCCCCACCCCACCCCCCGCUUCCCGCGGGGCCGGGUCCAGUACCCAACCUUCGCACGAGUGUGUUGCACGUUUACACGGGGUGGAAGCCCCGCCCCCUACUACCUGUCUUAUUUUGUGAGAGUCUGCGUGACCGUGGGUCUGUCUUCUUGUGAGGGACCGUGGAGAUCUGUAUUCACAUAUGCAACUUCCUCCUGCCUGACUUGCUACUGCGCAAAUAUGCACACACCCAUCCUGGGCACGCCCGCAGGGGGCUGCCGCUCCUCUCUCCUGCCUCCCCAGGCUGCCCCGUCCCCCUCGGCCCAUAGGGAGGAGGUCGGAUUAGGGGGGGGUUCGGAGGAGGAGAAUGUUUCCAAAACAGAGGACAAAAAAAAAAAAAAAAA